This is a messenger RNA of Clarias gariepinus (North African catfish), 2805 nucleotides long. RefSeq names its product adiponectin receptor 1b (gene adipor1b). The transcript is spliced from 8 exons. Gene Ontology annotation, molecular function: signaling receptor activity. Gene Ontology annotation, biological process: adiponectin-activated signaling pathway. The record is from RefSeq and is a predicted model, not a curated record. Bases 458 to 1615 code for a protein of 385 amino acids. Lineage: Eukaryota; Metazoa; Chordata; Actinopteri; Siluriformes; Clariidae. Gene Ontology annotation, cellular component: plasma membrane.
CCCGGCAGACUGCCUAUUCCCGGAAGAGCGUCUCUCGGUACGCCAGCGAGGCUAGUUAAUAAUUACUGCCGUAAAGCCAGGCUUAAAAUAAGCCACGCCAGAUCUGAUUAAACGCCACAUGCAGGCAUAAAUAAUAUACAUCGUUAUAGAUAUCCAGAUAGCUGGUCUUGCAAGCGCAGCUGAAGUGGAGCACAGAUAGGUUUUCUGGUUUAGUGAUUGUUAGCUAGCGGAGCUGAAGGUCUCGCGGGCUCCGUGGCCUUGUCUUUCUGCUGACACACUAACCAGUGGCUGGAUUAAAGCUUUAAUAAGUUCUGCCGCAUCAAUCAGGAGCCCUGCAGCAGGAUUGGACUACUAAUCGACAUUCCCCGUUAACGGCCCUGUGUAUAGCAUCACAGGACGUUGAUUAUUUCCUGUGGGGUAAGGUGGGGUCUCUGGGGAGCUUUCGGUUUGUCUUCCCAUGACAACGCGACACCAUGGCAGCAACGGCUCCAGCAGCGAUGCCGAGUGCCGAGUCUCGGAGGAGGAGCGGAACAUGGAGGACAUGGAGCUUACUGAGCUCGGACCGCUGCUGACGAGUCCAAACGACCAAACGACCAAACCCAGAGGUGCAACUGCUUACCCGAGUGAGGAGGAGGAGGAGGAGGAAGAGGAUGAUGACAAUGAUGAGGAGGAUGACUUGCGUGUGGUAACACUGCCUUUGCAGGCUCACCAUGCCAUGGAGAAAAUGGAAGAGUUCGUACACAAGGUAUGGGAAGGGCGCUGGCGAGUGAUUCCUUUCCACUUGCUUCCUGAUUGGCUAAAGGAUAACGACUACCUACUUCAUGGUCACCGGCCACCCAUGCCGUCUUUCCGAGCCUGCUUUGGAAGCAUCUUCAGGAUCCAUACAGAAACAGGGAACAUCUGGACGCAUUUACUGGGUCUGAUCCUGUUCCUCUGUCUGGGCACCCUGACCAUGCUGCGGCCGAACGUGUCGUUCAUGGCUCCUCUGCAGGAGAAAGUGGUGUUCGGGAUGUUUUUCCUGGGCGCCGUGCUCUGCCUCUGCUUCUCCUGGCUCUUCCACACAGUGUACUGUCACUCAGAGAAAGUGUCCAGGACAUUCUCUAAGUUGGACUACUCGGGUAUAGCUUUGCUGAUAAUGGGCUCUUUCGUGCCGUGGCUGUACUACUCGUUUUACUGCUCUCCGCAGCCACGCCUCAUAUACCUCUCCGUGGUGUGUGUGCUGGGCAUCGCCGCAAUCAUCGUGGCACAGUGGGAUCGCUUUGCCACUCCACGCCACAGACCUACACGUGCAGGUGUGUUCCUCGGCCUGGGUCUUAGUGGCAUCAUUCCAACAAUGCACUUCACCAUCGCUGAGGGCUUCGUGAAGGCAACAACAGUAGGUCAGAUGGGCUGGUUUAUCCUAAUGGGCGCCAUGUACAUCACCGGAGCCGGUCUAUAUGCAGCACGCAUCCCUGAACGCUACUUCCCUGGGAAAUGCGAUAUCUGGUUCCAGUCUCAUCAAAUAUUCCACGUUCUGGUCGUGGCUGCCGCUUUCAUUCACUUCUACGGAAUCUCUAACCUGCAGGAGUUCCGCUACGGCCUGGGAGGAGGCUGUACAGACGACUCCCUCCUCUAAACAUCUCCAUCUUCUUUUUUUCCGCUCGCUUUCCUCUCGUCACCUCAACACCGAAGCGACGAGCAUUCUGUACAUUUCUUGAUCAGCCAUGGUUGGAAAGAGAUGUUGUACUCCACUGCCUACCCUGCACUCACUGAUCAAAAACUCUCCGAAGAUUGUUAUUGACUUUAAGGGAUUAUUAUCUAUAUUUUAAAAGGUUUAUACAAUCAUCGACGUGUUUUAUUGUUGUAAUACUUGAAGACAUAAUAAGUAAACCAUACUACUCAGUUAACGGAAUACUCCAGCAGUUUUUCAACCUAAAUCUCUACUGACUAGCAUCUGUAGAGUAUGUGUGAAUACCACAGGCAGGAAUUGUGACAUGAUUCCCUGUAGUGAGAGUGAGAGAAAGAGAGAGAGAAAAUAAACAACUUCCUUAUUCUGAACUUGUCAUAAUGUUACAGUGAUCCUGAGUGUUAGGAAAGUCUUGGAGCAACAAUAACACAAGCAUGGUUUGAUAUAGAAUAAUACAUCUGUCCUAUUCUUUGAAAUAAAAGAUCUUAGGAUGAGAUAGUUUACGGAAGAAUGACUUAAUUACAUGUUCAUAGUUUCUCUUUCAUUGUUUUGUGGUAUUCGGGGCAAAAGGGAACUGAGCUGCUUGUGUGUUUCUGUCUAUGCUGGUAAAGUAAUACCACAGAUCUUCCCGUCUGUUCUGUAGAAAUACAUUAUUUGCAUAAAGUGUAUUAACUGCCUGAGGCGUAAAGCAAAAAAAAAAUCUUUCUUUCCUCAAUACAGGGAAAUGUAAAUUCUUGUUUAUGGUUGUUACGCAAGCACUACUUUAUAUAAUAGAUGGAUAUUUGGUUGAAAAACUUGGACUAUUUAUUUAGGCAUUUGUUUAGGUCAGUUUUCAAGGCGCUGUCACACUGCUGGGGGGAGAAUAUAUAUCGAGAGGCAUUUAGUCAAAGACCACUGAGAGUUGUGUGAGAAGUGCUACUUCUUCCUGUCUUGUUCAGUCUAUACACACUGUUUGAUAAACAUGCUCCGGAUCUGAGAGCAGUAGCUACAGUCAUUGGGCAGGGCAGGUAUCUAGAAACUAUGGAAACAGGUAUAAAAUAUUAACGUCUUUCAUCUGCUGUAAAUGAUUUCAUGUAAUAAUCUGUAGAGUUUGUGAGACAAUUGAAUUUUUCCUAGAUAAAUUUUUAAAUGUUUCCUUG